This is a messenger RNA of Pseudovirgaria hyperparasitica, 1758 nucleotides long. RefSeq names its product AAA-domain-containing protein. NCBI's taxonomy places the organism in Eukaryota, Fungi, Ascomycota, Dothideomycetes, Acrospermales, Acrospermaceae. Gene Ontology annotation, molecular function: ATP hydrolysis activity; ATP binding. Gene Ontology annotation, biological process: endosomal transport; vacuole organization. The record is from RefSeq and is a predicted model, not a curated record. Bases 273 to 1586 code for a protein of 437 amino acids. The transcript has 6 exons.
CGAGACGAGUCAACUGAAAAGUUACCUCCACGACAUACCGUAUUUUCGGUGCCUGGUCACUCAGAGGAGCUACAACUUCCCAAAAUCCCACCUUCAUAUCGACUUCUCUCUACCGAACGACACUGCUUUAUCGGUGGCCACGCGACGACACUUGUGUUACCCCUCCCCCGCGCUUCGCCAUUUCAGAUCGCAAUCCCACAUCCACGUCUGUAGCAUUCUAAGUCUUCGGUCGAGGUCUUCUUGUAUCGCGAGUAAAUAGCACCGUUUGCGUCAUGAGUAACACAGACUUUCUUGGGCGUGCAAUAGAGGUGGUCAAGAAAGCUAUCGAGAGCGAUACCGCAGGCGAGUAUGAGAAGGCAUACCAAACAUACUACCAAGCUUUAGAGCUUUUUAUGCUUGCCCUAAAAUGGGAGAAGAAUGCCAAGUCAAAGGAAAUGAUAAGAGCAAAAGCCGGUGAAUACAUGGAGAGAGCCGAGAAACUCAAGUCACAUUUGGCCGAAAACGAUUCUAGUAAUAGAAAAAAACCGAGUGCCGUCGGCUCGAACGGGAAAGUCGCUGGAGGGAGUGGCAAGGGCAAAGGUGACGACGACGAGGAAGAGCAAGACGCAGACUCGAAGAAACUUCGCGGCGCGUUAGCAGGCGCCAUUCUCUCCGAAAAACCAAAUAUCCGAUGGGAGGACGUUGCCGGCUUAGAGAUGGCAAAAGAAGCCCUGAAAGAGGCUGUGAUAUUGCCCAUCAAAUUCCCACAUCUGUUUACCGGAAAGAGACAGCCUUGGAAGGGUAUAUUACUCUAUGGCCCUCCAGGUACCGGUAAAUCUUACCUUGCUAAAGCUGUCGCCACCGAGGCCAACAGUACCUUUUUCAGUGUCAGCAGUUCUGACUUGGUCUCAAAAUGGAUGGGAGAAAGUGAACGACUCGUCAAGCAGCUAUUCGGUAUGGCACGGGAAAACAAGCCAUCGAUUAUCUUCAUUGAUGAGAUUGAUGCUCUGUGUGGACCUCGUGGCGAGGGUGAAUCGGAAGCCUCAAGGCGUAUCAAGACCGAGUUGCUUGUACAAAUGGACGGUGUUGGCAAAGAUUCGAGAGGUGUAUUGAUCCUGGGCGCAACUAAUAUCCCCUGGCAACUUGACGCAGCUAUCCGAAGACGCUUUCAGAGAAGAGUUCACAUCAGUCUUCCAGAUCUGCCUGCUCGCAUGAAGAUGUUCGAGCUUGCGGUCGGCUCGACCCCAUGCGAGCUGACACAAAACGACUUUCGCAAACUCGGCGAACUAAGUGAAGGUUACUCAGGUAGCGAUAUCAGCAUAGCGGUUCAGGACGCUCUUAUGCAGCCAGUCCGCAUGAUACAAACAGCUACGCACUACAAGAAGGUCAUUGUGGAUGGUGUGGAAAAGCUCACUCCUUGCUCCCCUGGCGAUAGCGGCGCGUUGGAGAUGACAUGGACAGAGGUUGAGUCAGACCAGCUUCUUGAACCGCCUCUGCGCGUGAAGGACUUCGUGAAAGCUAUCAAAGCGUCUCGGCCCACUGUUAGCAAAGAAGAUCUUAAUCGCAACUCUGAGUGGACGCAAGAGUUCGGAUCCGAGGGUGCCUGAUUAAUUCUUUUGUCAAACAUACCCCACAAUCGGUUGGUGUUUACCGGAGCACAGGGGGAUCAGCUUUUACGAAAUGGAUACGGAGCAUCAUCAUUCUGCAGCGGACGGUGUUCCGGGUGUCAUGGGAGUACAUAUAUGGCGACGAGCGCAAUGGGCCCGUCCGAAUGGAGGG